Molecule: messenger RNA, 1510 nt
Organism: Arachis duranensis
Lineage: Eukaryota; Viridiplantae; Streptophyta; Magnoliopsida; Fabales; Fabaceae
Exons: 3
Coding region: 182-1405 (407 amino acids)
Source: RefSeq, a predicted model, not a curated record
GGGGAAAGAAAAAAUAAAUAAAAUAAAAUAAGAAGCAAAAGAAGUCCAAGUUUCCACAAAAACAAAUCUGAGUCCCACCCACUUAACAGUUGCCCCAAAAGCAAUAACAAGAAGAUUCAGAAGGCCAUCACCAAAACCACUAAUCCAACACUCACUUCAUUCUUCAUGCUAAAUCCAAACCAUGUCUGACCCUCCCACCACCCCAUUGCCACCACCUCCAAUCAUACCUUCCCAACCCCACCACCCUCACCACCACCACCACCACCACCAUCCUCCUCCUCACCUCCCCCUCAUCCACCACUCCACCGCCACUCCACCACCCCCUUCUCCAUCUCCCUCCUCCUCCACCUCCUUAGCCAGAGAAUACCGCAAAGGAAACUGGACCAUCCAAGAAACCCUCAUCCUCAUCACAGCCAAGAAACUCGACGACGAGCGCAGACUCAAAACCGCAUCAUCAUCGUCGUCGUCGUCAUCCGCCUCUCCUGCAUGCUCCACCACCCCAACAAGUAGAAGCAGCGGCGAGUUAAGGUGGAAGUGGGUUGAGAACUAUUGCUGGAGCCAUGGGUGUUUGAGGUCUCAGAAUCAAUGCAAUGACAAAUGGGACAACUUGCUCCGUGAUUACAAGAAGGUUCGCGACUAUGAAUCCAAAUCACAAUCACAACAAUCAAACUACGACGACAACAAAGACUUAUUACCUUCUUAUUGGACCCUCAACAAGCAACAGAGGAAAGAACACAACCUCCCUUCUAACAUGGUCUUCGAAGUUUACCAAGCCAUUUGCGAAGUUCUUCAAAGGAAACAAACUCAAACUCAACCUCAAAGAAUAACCGCCGCAACUCCAACAACACCAAUAACAACAAUAACCACCCCACAACAACAAACUCAACCUCAACCUAUCACAAUAGUAACUUCACCACAACCACCGCCUCUUCUUCCACCUCCGCCUCCACCUGCACCGCCACCGCCGCCGCCACCACCACUACCCCCUCCUCCUCCUCCUCCACCACCGGCGCCACCUCAGGCUCCUACCAGCUCCACCACUCCGGUGGGUCUGAAAACCCUGCCACAUUUAAUGGGGAGGUCAGAAUCAUCAUCAGGAACAGAAGAAGAUAGUGAUAAUGAUGAUGAUGGAUCCGAAAGUAAGCGUAGGAAAGUGAAGAACCUUGGUUCAAGCAUAAUGCAUAGUGCUUCAGUGCUAGCAAGGGCAUUAAGGAGUUGUGAGGAGAAGAAGGAGAAGCGCCACCGUGAGAUGAUGGAACUUGAGCAAAGGCGGAUACAAAUGGAAGAGGCUCGAAACGAGGUUCAACGGCAAGGCAUCGCCACCAUCGUCGCCGCCGUCACCAACCUCUCCGGUGCCAUUCAAUCACUCAUCAAUAAUAAUCCUGAACGCCAUGGCCAAAGAUAAUGUGCAUCCCAUGACAUAUUAUUAAUUAAUUAAUUAAUUAUUGCUUCAAUUUUCUCUUGAUUAUUAUGUGAUUCAAGAAAAAAAAAAGAAUUAUAUAUAAUAUUC